ACAAAACUGAAAACGUUCACAUGAAUCAGAGUAUAUAGUUCUAAAAAACAACCAUCAGGCGACAGAUGUGGAGGGAUGGCCGUGAACUACACAGCAAGACAGACAAGAGGUAAAGUUAAAGUAACAAUGGCACUGAUCUUCAUCAUGGUGCUGGUCUGUGUGGCUGAUUACACACUAGGCGCGGACUGUACGGAGGGUCAGCAUUGUUCCCAGUGCGACAUGGAGGGCAAUUGCUUACAUGGUUGUGACAAGGGUUAUUUUGGAAUGAAAUGCAAGUCGCAAUGCAACAGCAAAUGCAGAUACAAUACGUGUAAACUAGAUCCGGGAACAGGUGCAGGCAAGUGUACUGAUGGAUGUGAGCCAGGAUACCAAGGGAAAAGUUGUGACAGACCAUAUGACAGUCACGUGGUCAACUGUACACUGUGUCCAGGUGGGUGUGACGGGGAGUACUGUCAGCUAGGUGAUGCUUGUUUUGCCGGAUGUCGAGAUUCCAGGUACGGAUCAGGAUGCAAGACGUGUCCCAGUAGCUGCAGAACCUGCAACAGGAUGACAGGAGUAUGUGACGAGUGUGACCCGACACAUCAUGGAGUCAACUGUGAGAUGACGUGUGAGAACUGUGCAGGAUCCUGUGAGGCUGGCUGUGAAUGUGUUCCUGGCUUCUACGGUGACUUCUGUGCCGAGACUUGCAGUAAAACAUGCCGCCCCAGGUCUCCCCACACGUGUCUUCCUGCUGUGACGUCAGACAGCUGUACAGGUGAAUGUCACAAACACAGCGCCUCCAUGGCUGUGUGGAUGGCUGGUUCGGCCCGAGGUGUUCCUUUCCGUGUAAUCCUGGAUGUCGUCAUCAAAGAUGUAAUGCAGCAGGUUGUUGUGCUGAAGGCUGUGAACUUCAUCAUUUCGGAUCAGCCUGUGAACCUUGUCCUGAGAACUGUGCCAACCGAACAUAGAUGGGUUCUACGGUGA
This is a messenger RNA of Haliotis rubra (blacklip abalone), 963 nucleotides long. Its product is annotated as multiple epidermal growth factor-like domains protein 6. Lineage: Eukaryota; Metazoa; Mollusca; Gastropoda; Lepetellida; Haliotidae. Bases 76 to 963 code for a protein of 295 amino acids. The record is from RefSeq and is a predicted model, not a curated record. The transcript has 4 exons.